This is a messenger RNA of Petromyzon marinus (sea lamprey), 4588 nucleotides long. The record is from RefSeq and is a predicted model, not a curated record. Lineage: Eukaryota; Metazoa; Chordata; Hyperoartia; Petromyzontiformes; Petromyzontidae.
CAAACAUACAAAUACUAGAUAAAGCCCACAGCUCUUUUUCAGAACUGACCUGGCUGUCACACAUGACAGCUCAACGAAAGUGGCUUAUCACGUGGAAAUGUAUAGCAGCCAAAUCCUCUCAACUUCCCUAUCCGUCAACAUCACUCGCACGUGUUCCCCACGCCUCCCGCCUCCCGCCCCACAGGACCAGGUGGUGCAGGCUGCCCUGCAGGAGCCCCGGCUGCUGGUGCGCGUCGACGCGGAGGCCCCCGGGCGGGGCGGCGGGGCGGGCGCCACGGCCACGGCGCUGGGGCGGCUGCUGGCGCGUGGCCACGUGGCGCUCAUGGUCUCCACGCUCGUGUCGCUGCACGAGAGCGACGCGCUGAGCCUACCGGACAUCGAGGACCUGCUCGCGACUCUGGGGCCCGAGAGCGAGGAGCCGUGCGCCAGGGCGGAGAGGGAGGCCGUGCCGUCCAUCCUGCUCGACCUGUGGGAGCACCUGACGCUCGUGUGCACCAAGCCCGCCGUGAAGGCCCAGCUGCCGGAGAAGCUGGCGCGCGCCUACCUGCAGCGCAUCGCGUCCGGCGACACCCAGAGCCGGCCCGCGCUGCUCUCCGCCCAGGAGCUGAGGGAGCUCUCGAAGGCUCACUUUGGGAAGGUGUUCCCGUGGGUGGCGCUGGUGAUGAAGGAGGGAGGGCUGCAGAUGGACGACCAACGCACCCAGCACCUGGAGAAGCUGCAGGGGCUGCUGUGCGGCGGUGGCCUGCCCUCCGGCGCCACCGACGACCUCCUGAACGCCGCGCCGGCGUUGGGAGCGGCCGAGCCGAUCGUGCGGGCGCUGGCGCUGUGCCACGCCGGCAGCUACGGCCUGGUGCGCCGGCUGCUCAUGGAGAGCUGCCCCUCCGCCCUCGUGCCGUUCGCCAGCUACCACUUCCCGCACACCUCGCAGGUCUCCUUCUGGUCGGAGCUCCUGGUUGAGCUGUGCGCCUACGUGAAACAGAUCCCGGAGGAUGACCCUCACCUCGGCGACCUGGUCGAGGCCCUCAAAGGGGCCAUGGAGGGAGCGUCGCGCCGUCUCGAGCCGCUGGCCUUAAUGGAGCUGCUGCCCGACGAAGGCCAAGCGGCGUUCUUCCUGCCGUACCUCCUCAGCUGCUGCCGCACUCAUUACCAGGGCAGCUGAUGCCCUCCUCCCCCCGGAGAGAGGAAUAUAAAUCGCUCCACCCCCACCGACCCCGUGGCCUGCCGCAGCUCGACCCUCGAUGCGACUCGAGCCAGCACGUCGCCCGGAACGCGCCCCCCGAUCUCGUCUGACCUCAGAAGCCCCAAGCACCAUUUCGAGCCUGGAUUUGUUGUGAUCUGAUGGGUGAGCGUCGGAGCUUGCCCAGGUGGUUGCUGUGUAGGCUUAGGCCUGCAAGGUGUGCGAGUCUGAUGCCCUGGGUUCUUUGCUCUUCUCUCACACAUGGAGCCCAAUCAUGAAUUGCUUCCCUGGCCAAACAUGCACAUUCAGGGAGUAUGGAGGCUGGGUUAGGCUUUCAUGGAAUGUAUUGGUCUUUUUUAAGUUUAACUUUUUUAUCGCUGUAGUGUAGGUAUCUUUACGAGGAGGGCUGAAUGCCACAUGUUGGGACCACGUCUACCCCUGCAAAAGGUCCUCAACGACUCAACCGAUUUGAUGAUUUGAUAAAUUGGCAACUAUAUAUUUUAUUAUUUAUGUUUUAUACUCGCUCCAUGGCUGUAGGAAUCAUAUGCAUCCAUAGCAGGACAACAAGAUGUAGUCCAUGGAAAAUACUCGGUGCUCGCAAUCGGUCACGUGCGCCGUUAGUGUAACGAUCGAUUUAGGUCGACUGAUCGUAUCGAUCGGCCCGUUACGCGCCAAAACCCGCUGCCUCGAUGAAUGUCACGGAUUUCCGCGAGUAGAGAACUUUUAACGUCCCUGCUCAUAGCCUGGCGCUGCGUGACGCGGAAAGAACCUCUCAAUCAUCGUCAUCAUUUACUGUUUAAUACCGCUGCUCCUGUACGUCGCGUCUCAAGGCACCGGAUGCGCGCCGUCGCAAGCGGCUUCGCCGGCGUCGAGACCACACGGAGGAGUUCGGAUCUCCUCGGUGCGACGCUGAGCUAGAGACGGCGGAUGUCGGGUCGAUCCAUCCUCGCGGUGCGCGUUUGUGAACGCGUCGCCUCGGAAUACCCGUUGACAUCCACGCCGGGAUUUGGGAACCCGCCGGCGUAAUCUCUCCUCAUUCUGUCGCUCCCGCUCGCUCGCUCGCCCCCUCUACACGGGGGGGGGGGGAGCGCUUCUCCGCGUGUUCGGCAUGCAAUCCGGCAUGACUGCACGCGGAGUGGCGCUGACUGUAGACCAACGUGGCUCCCGAGCGGAUGAGGAGUGGUGGUGGCGCGUGCGGCCUCGCGAAAGCGCCUCCAUCAGCAUCGUCGUCGGCCAUGGUCCACCGCCGUUGCCAUUCUUCGUCGUCGGCCAUGGUCCACCGCCGCAAUCCGUCCGGCUCCCGUGCGCGCGUGCACGAGCCGGCCUCGCAGCUCCAUCUCCAUGGCGGCCGCCCUCUGGGGCCCAUUCUCAGUCUCGUACUCUGAACAUCGUACCCCCCUAGCGAUGCGUCCUGCACAGGGCCCGCUCGAUCCUCGUCGACGGCCGAUGCGACCCGUCUCCGAUCCGCGCGCGUUCACCGAUCAGUGGGCGUUGCUCUCGCCGUCUCCCCGGUGGCUGGAUAACGCAGCGUUGGUUUGGGGGAGCGGUCGUUAGUUCACGGUGAAGCUUACCAGACUUAUUGCGAUUAAACAAAAGUCGUGAUUCUUACAGAUUGCAAUUUCUGGGUAUAUUAAUCCCUCGUUAGGGGGGAGGGGGGGGGGCAGGGGUAAAUACAGUCCCGUAUUAAAUGUCAUUGUAAUUGCACCCAAGGUAAUCUCUAAUUUAGUCGAACCUAAUUCCGCUUCCCCCGAGGUUAAGACAGGAGUGUAAUUAUUUAAUGGCAGAUUGUGCCACGCGGUUUUAUUUAGUCGUGUAAACACAAACCUGCGCAGACAUUUCAAUGCUGUUGCGCUUGGAAGAAGCGGCUGCAGUGCCGUGGUUUAUAUCGGCGCGCACUGGGCCUGCAGUCCAGAAUAUUGUCGGUUCAAUCUCCGGUCGCGGCAGCUGAAACGAUGACGCGAUUCCCGUAGGUUAACAUGCGGUGGGGUAAAGCGUGGGUACCCCCACGCGUUCUGAGACAUAAGCCCUCUAGUGGAGGCUCUUCCAACAGCAGUGGCGUGAGCAAGCAGUUGCCUUUUUACCCAUCAGCCCCUUGGUGUCGCUACGGCAGUGUGCACCGGAAUGCCUUCGUAACACAACGUGUGCCUGGAAUUUGUAAAUUUGCACUGCGUAAUUUAACGAUCCUUAACUUCGUUUAAUUUGCUGUAAUUGUGCCAAUGUCAUAGUUUGUACAGUAAUCGUAACUUGCAGCUUGCCUCUUAUUCAAAUGAAUUGUUUACCAUGAACGUAAUUAAGAGACGCGAAAUAUGACAGCGAUUGAGCAUUUCGCUUUGCUUUUAGCAUUUCUAGUUCAAUGAAAUCUCCUCACAAAAUAUGUUUUUUUAUUAAUUUGUUGUCUUCACUUUGCCGUGAAGAUGUUCUCACCCGAGAUGACGACCGCGUGACGACGUCGCGGUGUGACGUCACAGCACGGCGGUGUGACGUCACCGCACGGCGGUGCGACGUCACAGCACGGCGGUGCGACGUUCGUUACACUCCGAGUUAUAUUUCCACGUUGUUUACGAUGCAAAAUCUGACGGGCAUUGUUUGGGACGGAGCGUCCGCCCGGAAGAGCCGCGUGAGUUUUCCGGGACUUUAUUUUUCAGCACGGGUUGAUUGUGUUUUGAUGUGAAGAGCUGAUUCGUGGGGAGCCCUUUUAAAAUAAAUUAUGUUGACUCGUUUUAAAGAAAUAAUUUUAUUGUUGAUCCGUCCAAUUAAGGUGUCCGCCUAUUUUUAAGUUUGGUUAUAGCGGGAAUUGAUACAACGUAGCGGUGGAAUAACCCAGCGCCAAUUGUGAUUAUGGCGUUAAUACGUCAAUCGUUUCGCGAAUCGGUUCCAUUUUUAUUUUAACAGCAGCUUGAUAUGAUGAUAACGUUGCAUUUGGUGAACUUAUUUAAAUCCGAAUCGCAUUGUCACCGGUGUAUUGUGUGUGUGUGUUUUUUUUUUACAUUGUCGCGAAUGUAAAAACCUCUACGCGGCUUCAAGGGGUACAUGGAGGAAACCCUUUCACGUACAAAAUAUAAACAGUCGCAACGUCGACUGGGACGCACACGCGACCCGAUGCUCGUAUUGUGAGCCGAAAGAGUCCGUGUUCGUCUGCCCCCGCUCCGUGCCGCUUGCGAGGGAUGGUUACAUGACGAUGACAUUGCAACGUUUAUCGCUGGCAGUGUCCGCGAGACCGAUCGUGUGAGUGCCCAGUUCCUAAUCGUGACGUGACAGACGCACACUACGAAUAGUGUAACUUAAGUGCUGUAUUAUUAUUUUUUUAAAGCAAAGUGCAAUCUGUAACCAUCUAGUUCGGGUACUUGAUGAAUGUAAAACUCUCCCCCUCCCUUAAAUAUGAAUUAAAAUUGUGUUUUUUUAAUAAGUACA